This is a messenger RNA of Gracilinanus agilis (Agile Gracile Mouse Opossum), 1017 nucleotides long. It is a transcript of the gene RAB33B, whose product is annotated as RAB33B, member RAS oncogene family. The transcript has 2 exons. Gene Ontology annotation, cellular component: endosome; Golgi apparatus. Bases 346 to 1017 code for a protein of 223 amino acids. Gene Ontology annotation, biological process: Rab protein signal transduction. Gene Ontology annotation, molecular function: GTP binding; GTPase activity. The record is from RefSeq and is a predicted model, not a curated record. Lineage: Eukaryota; Metazoa; Chordata; Mammalia; Didelphimorphia; Didelphidae.
GAUGUUACCGGGGCUUCCGGCCGAAGUCGGCCCUAGGAACGGACUGCCCCCAUCAGAAUUCCUCGGGUGGUAGAAGAGCGCGGGCGCGAGGUUGGGUGCGGUGUCUGCGUGAAGUCCUCGACUCCCGCGGGGAAAGCGGGGGCGGGGCCGCGGCGGAUGUCGCGGCCCCAGUCGCUGGGCGGCGCGGGGCGCGAGGCCCGGGAGAGGUGAUCGUUAGAAACGCGCGCGCGCCCCCGAGCGGCGGCUACCUGGGUGAGGCGAGGGACGUAGCGCAAAACCGCUGUUCUCCUGUCAGCCACCGCUCCUUUGGCCCUGGCCUCCACUCCUGUUGCCCAAAGCGGCGCGAUGGAGCUGGAGUCGUCCCUGGAGGCGAGCUUCACGGCCAGCGGCGGGAGCGCAGGACUGCUCCCAGCCCGUUCACGCAUCUUUAAGAUCAUCGUGAUCGGGGAUUCCAACGUGGGCAAGACGUGCCUGACGUACCGCUUCUGCGCCGGCCGCUUCCCCGACCGCACUGAAGCCACCAUCGGCGUUGACUUCCGCGAGCGCGCCGUGGACAUCGACGGCGAGCGCAUCAAGAUACAGUUAUGGGACACCGCAGGGCAAGAACGGUUCAGAAAGAGCAUGGUACAGCACUACUAUAGGAAUGUACACGCUGUUGUAUUUGUAUAUGAUAUGACCAAUAUGGCCAGUUUUCACAGCCUACCAUCAUGGAUAGAAGAAUGCAAACAACAUUUGCUUGCUAGUGAUAUACCAAGGAUUCUGGUUGGAAAUAAAUGUGACUUGAGAAGUGCCAUUCAAGUUCCUACAGAUGUGGCCCAAAAAUUUGCUGACACACACUCUAUGCCACUGUUUGAAACCUCUGCUAAAAAUCCCAAUGAUAAUGACCAUGUGGAAGCUAUAUUCAUGACCUUAGCUCAUAAGCUCAAGAGCCACAAACCUCUAAUGCUUAGUCAACCACCUGAUAAUGGAAUUGUUUUGAAGCCUGAACCAAAACCUACAAUGAGCUGUUGGUGUUAA